AUGGUGGCAUCCGGGAUGGAGCCAAAUGUCGCCUGGCGUGUCUCCAUGGUGGUGCCGGCGGUCAUGUUCGUGAUUUGCGCCAUUUGCAUGAAGCUCAUGUGUUGGGAUAUGCCUACGGCUCGCAAAUACGAUCCCACCGUGACCGGCAAGACACAAAAGCCUUCAAUGUGGGACUAUGUCGAGGUGCUGCGUGACGUUCGCGUCGUCGUCAUGAUCUUCCAAUAUUCAGCAUGUUUCGGCACAGAACUCGCAAUGAACAAUCAGUUGGCUACGCAUUUUCGGACCUACUUCCAGAUGGAUGCAGGUGAUGCCAGCGCCCUGGCGGGUGCUUUCGGCCUCAUGAAUCUUUUCGCAAGAUCUCUUGGUGGCAUCAGCAGCGAUAUUUGCUACAAGUACUUCGGCUUCCGCGGCCGCAUUUGGGCUCAGUUCCUGGCACUUUUUUUCGAAGCUAUCUUUCUAUUCAGCUUCGGACAAGUGGACAAUUCGCAGCCCUGGUACGUGGCCUUGGCAGUCUUGGUUUGCUUCUCGCUCUUUGUGCAGAUGGCUGAGGGCACCUCCUACGGCAUCGUGCCGUUCAUGAACCGGAAGCAGCUCGCAGUGGUGUCCGCUCUUGUGGGUGCUGGUGGAAACCUCGGGGCAGUGAUUGCAGGCUUCUGCUUUUACAAGCCGAUCCAGGAUGCCCUGCUGCCUUUCCAGGUCCAUGCGGGCUAUGUAAUGUUUUGGGCUCUUCUGAGCCCUUGUUACUACUGGUCCGAGACUGGUGGGAUGUUCUGCGGACCAGCACAAAGCUUCGAGAAGGGCAAGACCAAUAGCAGCGAGCCAGAGCCGCACACAAAGCCCGAGGCCACCAGUGAAAUCACUGUGUGA
This is a messenger RNA of Symbiodinium sp. CCMP2592, 867 nucleotides long. The record is from the annotation of a GenBank genome assembly. NCBI's taxonomy places the organism in Eukaryota, Dinophyceae, Suessiales, Symbiodiniaceae.